Ostertagia ostertagi is the source of this 1278-nucleotide messenger RNA. The record is from the annotation of a GenBank genome assembly. Lineage: Eukaryota; Metazoa; Nematoda; Chromadorea; Rhabditida; Trichostrongylidae.
AUGAAUAUUAUAAUUAUGACAAUGCAGUGCCUCAUCAGCCUUUGCUCACUGUUUGCUGCAAUGAUUGUCAGUUUUGGUCCUGCUUCGCUGAAACCCCUGGUCUCCCGCUACCAAAAAUGGGGGUUCGGUCGAAUCGCGCAGGCCGCCGGCCACUGGCUCGUCUUUGUAGCUACGCUUGCAGGCAUCAUGGUCCCCUUUCUGGCUUUCUUUGCGUCCUGCAUCGCCUUUGUUUCUUCAAUCCCGCCCUUAUUGGCUGCGCUUACAUUGAAAACACCGCGUGCGUGGACGCUGCCAGCUAUUCUGCUCAUUGCACCGUGUAUAGUCGCCAUCGCACAGCCCCUGGGACUAAAAGUGCUUGCACUUCCCAAAGCUGAUGACCUACGUUUUAACCCUGUCCUUUCGCGUGUCAUCAAGACGUAUGAUGAAGGCUGCUGGUUCGAAGGGAUUGCUGCGGGAGACGAUGGAACACUUUAUCUUUCGGGUAACCGCGGCCUGGAUUUUUCCAGGACCGAUUACUAUCACGACGCGAAGGGUGAACUGAUUGCAAGGAAGCCAGACGGCAGCGAGCACGUCAUCUUCAGGACGCCGGGGGGGCUUAGCGCUGGCGUACCUGUAGUAGCAGCUGACAACACGAUUUAUCUGACCAGUCAUGGCGACAGCUCAUUUAUUUGGCACCUGGAUAGCAUGGGUAAAGUCAUGGAAAGGGUUAAAUUACCUAAAGCUGCCUGGCCCAAUGGAUUGGCAAUGGGGCCUGACGGUAUGCUGUAUUCAGCGGAUAGCUUCCUGGGUGUCAUUUGGCGGGUAGCUACUAAAACCGGACAUAUAGAAGAAGCGUUGCGGGACCCUGCUCUUUUGGCCCGGCCUUUCAUUGCGCUCGCACCGGGAGCCAAUGGCCUUCACUUCAACAACCGGGAUCUACUGGUAACUGUUUCGGAUCGUACGACCGUCCUCCGGUAUAGCCUGGACGAUCAGGGGCAUUUCGGCACGGGCGCAGUCAUCACGCGCGGGAUUCCUGGUGACGACUUCGCGAUGGGUAAAGAUGGCUCCCUUUUCAUUACCACGCAUCCUUACAAUACAGUGGUGCGGGUUUCACCAGGCGGUGCGCGCACGAUCAUUGCAGAGCAGGCGCAAAACAUUACUGGUGCCACCGAUGCUGUUUUCGGAAAGACCGGCAAGGACCGGGAUAUACUGUAUGUCGUUACGGAUGGCGGUGCAUUCAACGCAGGGAAAAAAACGCGCGGAAAUUUGAUAGCGCUUGCACCCUACAGCAGACAGUAA